GAUCAUCAGUUGCUGAUCGAUCGUUCUAGCGGCUAGACGCAAUUACCUCUAGAGACCACUAGCCUCUCCAUCCAUCCAUUCAUCCAUUAGUUUCAUCUCAAUUUAACCGUGAAGACAUUAGCCAUUAGUGACCGCGUCGUGCCUGUGCGUGCAGUGAAGAUGGCGCUCCUACCGUUCGAUAUCGACGUAAGCGCCCCGAACGAGGAGCUGAUGGAGGUCGCACGCCGCGAACUGCGCGAAACGCCGGAAAUCCGGGCGGCGGCCAUCGAGGAGCUCCGGUUGCUGCUCAAGACGACCACCGAUAUGUACUUUAGCGACGAGGAAGAGUUUCUGCUCAUCUUUCUGCGCCCGUGUCACUUCUACGCCGAAAGUGCACUCAAAAUGAUGCGACGGAUUGCGGAGUUUAAGCGGAGCAACCAGCCACUACUGGACAACCUAAAACCGGAGGAAGAGAAACGAGCGUUCAUAGAGCACAGCGUGGUGAAUGUCCUGGUAAAUCGUGACCAGAAAGGGCGCCGUGUGCUUCUCGUUAACUGUGGCGCUGCCUGGGACCCGAAAGCGGUCACCUCGGAGCAACUGUUCCGAGUGUUCUUCCUCAUCCACCUGGUGGCUCAGUUGGAACCGUCGACGCAGAUCAAUGGUGUUGUCGUGGUGCUCGACUUUGAUGGGCUAUCGUUGAAGCAGGUCAAGGCACUGUCACCUGCCUUCUGCAAGCGACUGAUUACGUUCAUCCAGGAUGCGAUGCCACUGCGCCUGAAGGAAGUGCACAUCCUCAAGCAGCCGUUCAUCUUUAACAUGGUCUGGGCCCUCUUCAAACCGUUCAUUCGCGAGAAGCUCAAGAGCCGAAUUUUCUUCCACGGUAUGGACAUGCGGAAGCUGCACAAGCACAUCGACCAGUGUGAUCUACCGGCAAAUUAUGGUGGUGAUUUGCCACCACUGAAUUACGGUGGGCGCGAGUGGUAUCCUUGUGUCUUCAACUACAUCAAUCACGUCAAUCAGUGGAAUACGUAUGGCUUCGUCCGGUCGGUCGAUCUACAGUGAGCUGCGCAGAUAUUCUGGAACUACUACUUAUAGGGGGCUGCUAGAUACUUAUGCAACGGGAACCACACAUUCACACACAAACACACUCACAGAUACCACAGUUCAAAUGCUACUUAGUUGCGAUGCGGUAAUAUAAGUUUAGAGGAUCGCGCACGAUCGCUCUUAUCGCGGAUUGUACAAAAAGGUGAUCUAUUUCCAUGGUAACGAGCUGGCGCAGUUCCAUCGGUACGUUAGCCCCGACCAUCUACCGGCGGACUACGGUGGCUCACUGCCAGCCCUCAACUACACCGGGCUGGAUUGGUAUCCGUGCGUCGCCGCGCGGAUCGAUCACAUCGAAAAGUACCAACGGUGUGGAUUUCACUAGCCUCGAUUUGCGGAUCUCGCCGGAACGGUGGCAGAAGAACUUCCUGGGGGGAUAAAGGACUUCUAUACGGGUACCGAAAAGGCGUCUCACCAUGUGCUGCGAAAGAACAGAUCCCCUGAGUCACCGAGAUGUCGCGAAGUAAACAAUGCAAUAAAUUAAAAAGUUAAUCAAAAACAUCGAAACGCCCCGGGGGCAGUUGCGACCGCGCUGACUGAUGCGAUGUGAUAACCCUCAUCUUGGAUCAUGGGCCACUGAUACGCAGCGGCCAGAGGCCUGAGCAAUGCAUUCCUGGGAUUAGAUCUAUUGCAACAUGUAAACCAAUGUGGUUCGAAAUUGCUCAUCGUCGUCGUGACGUCAAUCACAAAUGCGUGAAGGCGUCCGAAGAACCCAAAUAAAGGGGUUUCACACAGGGCGGCGCUCGUGUGUCUGUGUGUGGCCUAGCGAGCUAUUGAUAACAGACCUCACAUCCUC
Anopheles aquasalis is the source of this 1876-nucleotide messenger RNA. RefSeq names its product clavesin-1. Gene Ontology annotation, molecular function: phosphatidylinositol bisphosphate binding. The record is from RefSeq and is a predicted model, not a curated record. Gene Ontology annotation, cellular component: membrane. NCBI's taxonomy places the organism in Eukaryota, Metazoa, Arthropoda, Insecta, Diptera, Culicidae.